This is a messenger RNA of Ochlerotatus camptorhynchus, 2733 nucleotides long. RefSeq names its product RING finger protein nhl-1-like. Gene Ontology annotation, molecular function: protein binding. The transcript is spliced from 12 exons. NCBI's taxonomy places the organism in Eukaryota, Metazoa, Arthropoda, Insecta, Diptera, Culicidae. The record is from RefSeq and is a predicted model, not a curated record. The coding region runs from base 71 to 2056 and encodes 661 amino acids. Gene Ontology annotation, cellular component: extracellular region.
CAUUUUUCCUAGAAUAUCUUUUUGGCAGUACGCAUUGUGCUAGAAGCAGUUAAACACGCUUUCAUCCACAAUGGAGCACAACAAGUUUCAUAAACGUUCAGUGAAACUGAUCACCUACGAGGAUAACAUGGCAAAUGAAACAGCUGAAAAACAAGCCGAACGCAAACCUUUAAGCACCGGACAUUCAUUAGAUAACGCUGUUCGUGCCUUGGAAAGUUUGGUAAUUUGCUCAAUUUGCCAAAAGCGGCUCAAGUCCCCCAAGAUGCUCCAGUGUCAACACACAUUUUGCCUCGCGUGCCUCGAAAUGUCUUACCGCCAACAAGGGCAACAGCAUUAUAUUACUUGUUCUACAUGCGAAUCAAAGCACACAUUCGCUUCCCCUUCUGCUUUGCUGACGGAUCUUCCGAAAAAUGUGUACAUUGAUUCAGUGCUGCAGGUCUUAAGUCAACCGACUGCUGGAACCAGUGUCUGUGCCCAUCAAAAGCAAAUCUUAUCAGCUUCCAAUUCUACUUCCAAUUAUGUCAUAAAUGAUGGUAGCUCCAACUCAACAUGCAGCAAGUGUGACACUAUCGGUAGCAUUAAGAUGCAAAAUUGCAACCAUUGCAAUCAAGUUCUAUGCGCUAUCUGUUGGCAAUCCCAUAUGGAUCAACUCAUACAACAAGUAAAACAACUCGACGUUCAACUUAACUCGGGUUGUAAAAAAAUGGACCAUAAAAUGACCGACUAUAAGAUCCGGUUUAAACAUCUCAAUUCGCAAAUCAAGGCGCAUUUCGAAGAAAAAUUACAGAUGCUUGAGGAACAAGAGCGUGCAUUUCUAGACGAAUCGCAGAGAAUACUAAACGAUGCACUGUGCGCGCACGAACUCGUGAUGGAGAAGAUACGCCGCCUCAAGACGACCAUCGAGGACAAUACGAUUGGCACACACGGAAAUUUUGUACAGGCCUUCCUCAAUUUGCAUAAAGAAAUUUCGAUCGUUUUUGAAGAGAUUUCGCAUUGGGGUGAAGAAAUUGUUUUAUUCGACCAGAAAAAAAUCAAGAUAGAAGUAAUUACUGCACAAGACGGCGGUAAUGAAGGUUCUCUGACUGAUGUGGAUUGCAAUCAGGAAACCCAGAAAACUGGUUUCGUAAAGCCAGCGGUAUUGGACACUGAAGAAGCCGUUUUCACUUUUUACAAAAAUCACACCUUUAAACCUAAACUAUUUUGGAACAAGUGCCAUCGCCCAGCAGGUGUUGGUGUAGCUCCUUGGAAGCAUGAAACUAUUGACCAUCCUAUGUUGUACAUAGCUGGAGCAGAAAGUAAAGUGGUGUACGUCGUUAACAAAAAUUCCGGUGAAAUAGUUCAACGAAUUGUUCACGAUGACAUGGCAUAUCCGAAUGGCAUCACAUUCGACGAAGGCAAGCAAGAAAUAUUCAUUUCCGAUAAAUGGAAGCACUGCGUUUUUGUAUUUUCAGCAGAUGGCUUAUUCCUGCGGCAAAUUUGCGGAAAAGGCGAUCAGGAAGGUUUUUUGAGGUCUCCUGAGGGAAUUGCAAUAGGUCCAAGUGGAGCACUUUUCAUAUGUGAUACGGGAAACGAUAGGGUUCAGUGUGUCAAUCCUGCGAAUGGACGAAUGCUUUCGCAAUUUGGGUGCAUUCCGAAGGAUCAGCUGCUAAAAGCUACGCUGACCAAAAGACCAACGCGAUAUGUGGAUCUUAAGUGCCCUACAGGAGUAGCAAUUCAUAACGACAAAGUUGUAGUGCUGGACAGCGGCAAUCGGAGGGUCAAAGUUUUCAAUAAGCAGGGCGAUAAAAUCCUCGAAUUUGGUCAAGUAGGAUCGAUAGUUGGUCAAUUUCAAUAUCCUGAGGUUAUUGCUGUCGAUCAGAGCGGUUUCAUUCUAGUGGGUGACGGAGGUAAUGCGAAAAUUUUGAUAUUCCGCCCUAAUGGUAGCUUCGUAACGGCACUUGGAUGUCGUGGUGAGAAACCCGGAACGUUCAACUGGCUGUCAGGGCUGUAUGUUAGCAAGGACCGUGAGAUUAUCAUUAGCGACUACAAGAACCACACUGUGCAAGUGAUUGCUUAACAUAAGGUUGUACACAUUUUAGUGAAGGAAGCUUAGACCUUUAUUUUGAUUUUAGUCAUAUAUUUACACGAGUCUAUACUGUUACACAAUGCAGCGCAAUUUGAAAGAACUAAGAACCUAAUCAAUAAAAAUACCCUAAAAAACAUUUCACAGAUUUGAUUGGAUAAUGUUAUAAUAUCAUUACAACGUGUUCCCUGUUUUUUAGCACUGUAUUCUUAGGUAGUAGGGAGUAGGAAUCUCCUGAUAUUAAAUAAUUUUGAAAUAAGCGUACUUUUUAAAUUACAGAACUGAAUUGCAGUUCCAGCAAGUCUCAACAACACACAACGAAAAUUAUCGAGCAAAUGUUUAAACUUCAAUGACUCUUUGCUUUUGCACCCUUCCUUUAAUUAAUCAGAGGAGAGAAUUUUCAAAACUCUGAAAUAUUUUGUGAGUUCAAUAAUUUUGAAAUUCUUUUCAGCUCUAAGACCGCAACACAUUUUAGAAAGGUCCAAGAAUAUAUAUAAUUUUUCAAUUCCCAGCAUCUGAUAAGUUUUUCGAAGUCCCAGAAUUUGUUUUUUCUGGGUUAUAGAAUUCACCGAUUGUCACUAGGCCAAACGCUUAUGCAUCAGGUAUAAUAAGUCAUUUUGAAACUUACGACAGAUUUUACAAUCUUGUGGCUUCUCUAAUAAAAAAAAUAC